Messenger RNA from Hippocampus zosterae (dwarf seahorse), 10191 nucleotides. RefSeq names its product syntaxin binding protein 5a (tomosyn) (gene stxbp5a). The transcript has 32 exons. The record is from RefSeq and is a predicted model, not a curated record. Gene Ontology annotation, molecular function: myosin II binding; syntaxin binding; GTPase activator activity. Gene Ontology annotation, biological process: regulation of exocytosis; regulation of protein secretion. The coding region runs from base 689 to 4138 and encodes 1149 amino acids. Gene Ontology annotation, cellular component: SNARE complex; cytoplasm; plasma membrane. NCBI's taxonomy places the organism in Eukaryota, Metazoa, Chordata, Actinopteri, Syngnathiformes, Syngnathidae.
GCGGUUACUACAGUGGACAGCUCAUGUUAUCAGGUUACAGGGUGUGCGUGAAAGGGUUAAGUCCAGUAAUGAAGUUUUUGUCCGUUCUCACUGACCCACACGUGUGGUGGUGUGGCGGGGGUUGCGGCGUGCGGUCCUGGUCCAGUUCCCCGCAACAUAGCAGGAAUCAGCAGGCGCAGCAGAGCGCAACCCCGGGCGCGGAGCGCGCGUGAGAGCGGAUGAGGAUGGAUUGAUAGAGGUUAGGGUCGUUGGAAGAAAAGGAGAGUGAGUGAGAGUGGGCGGGCCGGGGAUGGAGGCAGAGAGGCAAGGUGGCGGGAUUCUGCGUCCAAAUGACGCGCAUGCGCACGGGAGGGAGAACGGGAGAGAGAGAGAGAAGGGGAGGGGGCAAGCGGAGGAGGACGAGCCGAGCCACGGAGAGACGCAGUGGGCCCACGGUCCGAGCACAUCGCCGCACCGACCGACGCAUCAGCAUCUCUGCAGCUUCGUCCCUUUUCCCUCCUCCUCCUCCUCCUUUUUUCUGUUUCAUUGCUCUUUUUUUUUCCUGACUGAAUCGCCGAUCGAGUAGAAGACUGUGUGGCUCGAGCCUUGCAGUAUGGAGAGCUUGCAGAAAAACACGCACUAAAACGUGAGAUUUACCAGGUGGAGAGAGAGGAAGAGCGAGCGAGAGGCUACGUGUGCAUUGACAAAAAUGAAGAAGUUCAACAUCAGGAAGGUGUUGGACGGCUUGAAAGAGGCGUCCUCCUCGUCCUCAUCCUCCUCCGCUAUCUCCUCCUCCAACCCUUUGGUCCAAGUGGGUCCGCAGGAGAACCAUCUGGUCCAGGAGCAGCUCCAGUCUGAGCAUUUCCAGCUCUGUAAGACCGUCCGUCAUGGCUUCCCGUACCAGCCGUCUUCCAUGGCGUUCGACCCCGUUCAAAAGAUCCUGGCCAUCGGCACUCAGAGCGGAGCGCUCAGACUGUUCGGUCGUCCUGGCGUGGAGUGUUACUGCCAACAUGAGAGUGGCGCAGCCGUCAUCCAGCUUCAGUUUCUCAUCAAUGAGGGGGCGCUGGUGAGCGCCCUGGCUGACGACACAGUGCACCUGUGGAACCUGAGGCAAAAGAGACCGGCUAUCCUGCACUCACUCAAGUUCAGCAGAGAGAGGAUAACCUUCUGCCACCUGCCUUUCCAGAGUAAGUGGCUGUACAUCGGCACCGAACGGGGAAACAUCCACAUCGUCAACGUGGAGUCGUUCAUGCUCUCAGGCUACGUCAUCAUGUGGAACAAAGCCAUUGAACUGUCGUCCAAGGCUCACCCUGGACCAGUCGUCCACAUCAGUGACAACCCCAUGGAUGAGGGAAAGCUGAUAAUUGGAUUCGAGUCCGGGAUCGUGGUCCUGUGGGAUCUCAAAUCAAAGAAGGCCGACUAUCGCUACACUUAUGAUGAGGCAAUCCACUCAGUUGCCUGGCAUCACGAGGGCAAGCAGUUCGUGUGCAGUCACUCAGACGGGACGCUGACCAUAUGGAACGUGAGAGGCCAGGGCAAGCCCAUACAGACAAUCACCCCCCACGGCAAACAGCCCAAGGAUGGCAAGAAGCCAGAGCCGUGUAAACCCAUUCUCAAAGUGGAAUACAAAACUACCAGGAUUGGGGAGCCCUUCAUCAUUCUGUCCGGCGGUCUGUCCUACGACACGGCGGGCCGGCGGCCGUGCCUGACGGUAAUGCACGGCAAGAGCACGGCCGUCCUGGAGAUGGACUACCCUAUCGUAGACUUCCUCACCCUGUGCGAGACGCCGUACCCUAAUGACUUUCAGGAACCAUACGCUGUAGUGGUCCUUCUGGAGAAGGACUUAGUGGUGAUCGACCUUGCACAAAACGGUUACCCCAUUUUCGAAAACCCCUACCCGCUGACCAUCCACGAGUCCCCGGUGACUUGCUGCGAGUACUUCGCCGACUGCCCCGUGGACCUCAUACCAGCACUUUACUCGGUUGGCUCGCGACAGAAGCGUCAGGGCUACAGCAAAAAGGAGUGGCCUAUCAGUGGAGGUAAUUGGGGUCAAGGCACGCAGAGCUACCCGGAGAUCAUCAUCACUGGGCAUGCUGAUGGAACGGUGAAGUUUUGGGAUGCCUCUGCAAUAAUGCUCCAGGUGCUCUACAAGCUGAAAACGGCCAAGGUGUUUGACAGGAGUCGCUCCAAAGAGGACAAGGGCAGCGCCGAGGCGUCCGACGAGGACCCUUUCGCCAUCCAGCUGAUGGCCUGGUGCGCCGAGAGUCGCAUGCUGUGCGUGGCCGGCGUGUCGGCCAACAUCAUCGUCUACCGUUUCAGUAAACUGGAGGUCACCACGGAGGUGGUUCAGCUGCUCGAGGUGCGAAUGCAGUAUGAACUGAACGACAUUGAAUCCCCUGAGGGCGGAGUUGGGGAGCACACGUCGGCGCACCCCAACCUGGGUGCUUCUCCGAGCGGGCCGUCUUCACAUCCCAACACCAGCAGCAACAACUCUGACGGAAGCAACACGCCUUGCCUCAAGGUGCGUAGUACUCCACUAAAGCAGUCUGCUGGUUACCAGGUGGACUUGGUGGUCCAGUUGGUGUGGGUGAGCGGGGAACCCCCUCAGCAGAUUACAAGCCUGGCACUCAAUUCUUCCUACGGCCUAGUGGUGUUUGGCAACAUUAACGGUGUCGCAGUCGUGGACUAUAUCCAGAAGACAGUGGUGUUGAACCUUGGGACGCUGGAACUGUACGGGUCCAAUGAUCCAUACCAGAGACAACCACGUUCGCCUAGAAGGUCUCGACAGCCCUCUGGAGGGCUGUGCGACAUCAAUGAGGGUUCGGCCACCUCGGAGGAUCGCUGCAAGUCUCCCACUUCAGUUUUGAUGCCAAACAGCAAUCUCCAGCAGUUCUACAAUGGAGGUGGGAGAGGAGCAAAGAUGUCACGGAAAUUAAGCUUGCCUACUGAGCUAAAGCCAGACUUGGUCCUCUUGUCUGUAUGCCCGCCGCGGGGUGCCAACCCACUAGACCACCGGGACAAUUCCUUCAGCCGCUCGCGCUCCUCCAGCGUCACCAGCAUCGACAAGGAGGCCAAAGAAGCCGUCCUCUCGUUCCAAUUCUGCGACAGCUACACCCGCAAGGGGGACGGCGCCUCGGCGCCGUGCCUGUUUGUGGGCACCUCGCAGGGCACUGUGCUGGCUCUGGCCCUUACGCUGCCACCUCCUGGAGAACAGAGGCAACUGCAGCCUGUUAUCCUUUCAACCACAGGCAUGUUGAUUCGAUUGAAGGGAAGCAUCUUGCGGUUGGCUUUCCUGGACGCGGCCGGUUCCGUCUUACCCCCCUCGUACGACCCUUGGUUCGAACCCAACAUCUCUGCGGACGGCGAAGAACGGGAGAAGGUCCGCAAGCGUCGGCCCGUGUCGGUUUCGCCGUCCAGCUCGCAGGAUCUUAACGAGAGCCACUACGCCGUGAUGUGCUCAGAGAAGCAGGCCAAGGUCCUUUCGCUGCCCAGCCAGACGUGCAUCCACAAGCACAGUAUCACGGAGGCCUCCUUCGUUUUACGUGCCGACGUGGUCCAGAUGAGCCAAGGCGUGUGUCUGGCCUGCUUCUGCGCUAACGGUCAUAUCAUGGCUCUUAGUCUACCGGGACUGAGACCCCUCAUGGAUGUAAACUACCUGCCUCUAACGGACAUGAGGAUAGCCAGGACCUUCUGCUUCACAAACUUGGGUCAGGCCAUGUACCUUUGUUCCCCCACUGAAGUCCAGAGGAUCACGUACAGCCAGGACACCUGUGAGAACCUACAGGAAAUGCUUGGUGAAUUGUUUACACCAGUGGAGACACCGGAGGCCCCCAACAGGGGCUUCUUCAAGGGGCUCUUUGGGGGUGGAGCACAGUCACUGGACAGAGAAGAGCUAUUCGGCGAAGAAGUUGCCGGACGAGCAUCCCGCAGCCUGGCCCAGCACAUCCCGGGCCCGGGCGGCAUCGAGGGCAUGAAGGGGGCAGCAUCCGGCGUGGUGGGUGAUCUGGCCCGCGCCCGGAUAGCGCUGGACGAGCGAGGGCAGAAGCUAGGCGAGCUGGAGGAGAGGACGGCCGCCAUGAUGGCCAGCGCCGACUCCUUUUCCAAGCAUGCCCAUGAGAUGAUGCUGAAGUGCAAAGACAAAAAAUGGUACCAGUUCUGAUGGGCGUUCGCAAUGGUUGCCUUGGUCAUGAUGGCGACCUGCUGCUGUUUUCCAUUCAGCCAUCCUCCCCAAGCCUUUCUUCGUUCACUCGGACACUUGGGAUUUUCUUCCCUUAGCACAAUGUCCCAUACUCUUCUUACCUCACUCUGUUGUUGAGGCGGGGGAAGACACUGGAAGCAAGUACAUUAUUUCUGUGUAUGCGUGUGUGUGCGAGUGUGAGUGUUGCCCAUGUUCUUGUCCUUUUAUUUAUGAUUCACACAUGGAGUUCUCAUUCUCAUUUUGCCAAACCGUCCUUAGACUGAUGUCAGUAUUUAAACUGGACUAUUAGCUCACACUUGGGAAUAUUGUUCAAAUGUACAAAAAAAAUAAUAUAUAUGUCAUGAUGUAUACAUACAAAUCUAAAUGUUGCAACGCUGUACUUCACUUCAGGGCGAUCGGAAACAAACAGGAGAGGGACACAGGAAGUGACAUCGCAGUGACGCUUCUAUGCAGAGAGAUUUGUAUAUAUUUUUUUUUGUCUUCACACCUGGCUCCACUUUCAGACUCUUACAUCCUUCCCAACAACACGUAUGAAUUCAUCCCUUUCAACUUUCUCUUCACUACCCCUCCCCCCUUGUAUUUAUGAGAGGUGGUUUGGUUUCAUGGCUCUGUCAAUAUCACUGGGAAAGCUCUUAUUUUUCUAUGGUUGUGAAAAAGUAAGUGAUAUUUUUUUUAAGGUUUUCGUCUCACUUUUGGGUUCUCCUUAUGAAAAGGGCUGGGAACUUCGAGGAAGGCGGGGAUAAAUAAGGCAUAAUGUCAUAGACUAUAUCGAAACUCAUCUGUUCAGCAUCCCCGAUUAAUUGGCCUCUUUCAUCUCGAGUGUAUAAAUGCUGCUAGGAUCACUGAUAAACACACACACACACACUGCAGUGUCUUUUUUAUUUUUAAAUUAUAUGUACUUCUGUGAAAAGAAUGAAUACAGUCAACAAGCUUUGUUUUUGUAGAUUCCCGUCAUUGUUUGGCGUCCGGAAAAACUGAUAUAUCCCUCCCACCGCUCCCCCACACGCACAUCAUUUGAAGUCAGAUCUCACUAUCAGGGUGGUUGAGUGACAUGUGUGACAAUCUGGAAAGUAGUACAACCAUUGCGUUAUAUAAAUACAAAGAUUGCGCGAGGUCAUGUAUUGUUUCUGAUGCCAAAGACUCGCGCUAUGAUGAAAUUCACAAUCCGAAUGAAUGUUUUCUUUUUUUUCCACAAAGAAGCAAUGCUGACUUUCAUGUUAUCCGUCAGUAAUUAUAUUUUCUGAACAUAUAGUUUAGUUGAACUUUGGACAAAAUAUUGAGAGAAAAGUUGAAAUGUUAUGAGAAUGUUUGUCAUGUUAAGGAUGGUCAGAAUGUUUUGAGAAAAAAGUUGAAUUAUGAAAUUGGAGCCUCACGAGGAAAAAAAUAUUGAGGGGUGAUGUAUAGUACAACAACUAUAAAGUCUUAUUUUUUAAGGAAAAAUGUUAAAAUAUUGUAACAGUUAAUGAACCUGAAGCCGUAAAAUUGUGUGACGGUAGAAUAACACAAGUAUCACGGUUUUGAAAAAUGAUCAUGAAUACAGUCCAAAUAUGAUGAGAACAAAAGUUGUACAGUUAUGAGCUGGAAGCUUAAAUAUAAACAAAGACAUGCAUUGAGAAAGUCAUAAAAAUUGUAACAUUGGAAUAAAGUCAUAUGAGCGAAGAAGUUGUAGCAUUAAAAAUAUAUAUAUAUUUUUCCCACUAAUAACUUGUAAUUUUGUAAUACUCGCUUUAAUGCCACCAGUCAAACAGGACAUUUAAAAAAAAAAGACCCCAAAAAACCCACACUAGUAAUUAAACCUAACACCACUAGGUGGUGCCAAAGUAAUAGUAAAUAAACCUGCAAAUGGCAACCCGUGAAUGUGUGGUGGUUAACUACUUCUCGUUGACUAUCUAUCACGCUUCCCGUUUCUUUCAGUAAGCGUUCUUCCCCGUCGUCAAAUACAUACACGAAAGAGUGAGAAAGAAGAUAUUCCUCCUCCUCCACCACCACCGUCACUCACGUCACGUCCUGCAGUCAACAGUUUGUGAGUGGGUUGCAGUAUUUUUCUCAUGGUAGCCGACUUUUUUCUUGUACAGUUUUAUGCAACUUUCACGUGGAUGUUUAUGGACUUUGCGGAACUGCUGCCACACACGAGAGAAUUUGGGACAUUCUGUAGUUAGAGGUUAACUGUGCAAUGGGAGGGGGGGGGGGGGGGUAAUAAAAGAGGAAAAUGUACCCCUGGCUUGUUGGAGUUGACUUUCAACGCCAGGUGGCGGCAAACACAAAAUAAUUGCCUUGAAAAAGCCGUCUGAAUGGUUUGCUGACAUUUGUCUGCGUGGAAAACGUAUUCAACCUUUUUGCUUUAAGCAAGCAGUAAAAAAAAAAAAAAAUAACCUAAGAUGUGACCAAUCUACAAAAUAAAUAUCCUAUGUGAAAAGGAAGAGGAAGAAGUCAUUUUGUAAAUUUGAUUGCGAUCCUGCCCAUUCAUCACCAUUGCUGUAAUUUGAGUUUUUUUGUUUACUUUAAUAAAAAAAGUCAGGUCCAGAUUCUGAAAUGCGCUUAAGUAGAAAAUUUAAAUAGUCUUAUGACUCCCAUGUCAAUCACUAAGCCGCACCUCAAAUUUUAAAGCUGCACACACUCAAAGUCACAGAUAGGACAGUGCAUAACGUGAGGUUGUCGAACCCAAAGUGGACGUGUUCACAUUUUAUUGAAAGCCAUGUUUAUCGACAUAAAUGAGUUUUAAAUGCCUGAACUUGUACGUCUGGGCGGAUUAAAACAACCACAAGAUACAAACAGUAUGGUGGACGGAGGAAAGGUUAAGGCUAUGCCGAGCCCCUUCCACCGCUGGCACAUGACAUGCCAGCGAUUCUGUUGCCAUGGAGAUGGCAACGGCGACUGACCAGAGUCGUGGACGCGUGGCAGGGGAUCCCACCGCAUUUGCUCUGGGGGGGGAGCUACUGAAUGAGGGGUGUGAAAGGAAAAUGUUCUCAGCUGAUAAAGUCACUCAAAAGGAUCAUAUUCUACAUUAUAUGAAUCAAAUGAAAUAUUGAUAAAUUAACAGUGGUUGAUCUUAAUUUUACAUAUAUAAUGCCAUAUCUCUCAAAUGUAUUCAUUUUUUGGCAAACGUUUUUUAUAAAAAGAUUUUUGUUUUUUCUCCCCAAUGCUAUUGGCUGUCAAUUAUGAGUACUGUAUAUUUUUACUAUUCUGGUCACUGAUUUCCCUUUUUUCGUUCGCAGCUAGGAGUCAGCUGGGAUAGCCUCCAGCUCACGCCUGAGAACUAAUGAAGACAAGCGCGAUAGAACAAAAAAUGUACACCGUUGAUGGAUGGUGUAGCUGAUUAUAAUUCAUCCUCGCAUUUUUUUUCAGCUUUCUUGCCCACGGCUAUGUUUGGACAGCAUCUUUUUUGAGAAAUGUGAUAGGCCUAGCCGCGACCACAUGAAGCUCCGUUUGUGGGGGAGCCCCUUAGAUUAACUUUAACACAUUGAUGAAAAAGCACAGCGGCAUUUUUGACUUUAUAUAGAGCUGAAGGGCGUGGGAUGCGGCCGAGGAGGCUGAAAACUGACAUAUGCGCGCGGUUGACCUCGGUGGCUUGCCGGCGUGUCCGAUACUUAAGAAGCCGUCUGUGUCCUGACAUAUGCAGUCGCUCAUGCACACGGCGGCCACCCUUUGCCUGUAAGUAAAUUUAGUUGUGGGUGAAACAGCCACCAAAUUGCAAGCGGGUGCUUGCAAUCUGUUACUCUGCGUGGGGGAAGUGAUUGCUGCAACUUGUGAGGGUGCUGCUGGGUCACUCUCGACUGCUUUGCUGUCUGAGAACAUGUCAUGGAAACCAGCACUGGGCCUCACAGCGAGUGGUGGUCUCCAAGAGCCCACUUAAAUUCACAGAUGUGUUUCCGCCAUUUCUAGAUUCUUAAAUGGAAUGAAAGGAGCCACUUUGAUUGGUCAUGACUGAAGUCGGCUGUGACCACACCCACAGCGGCGCAGUCUCACUCUCUAUUAGAUUCACAAGACUGCUCAUCUGUGAAAUUUCUCGCAUUGGGUCCAACCAGCCUCUGUGCAGAGUCACAUCAUGUGCUGGUCACAAAAAAAAAACCAAAAUGGUGAUAACCAUAGUUUGCUAAAUAAUAACUGGAGGAACCGGUUAAUCUGUCCAAAUAUUAAUCCGUUUGCUUACGGUAAUUCCUUUUGACGAAGUAUAGGUGCUGCUGCGCAAGGUCUUCAGGGAUCCUCAAGGUCCCUUUUUCAGAUUUUGUUUUUGUAACUGCUGGCGUUUCCACGGCAACUGUGUGAUUUAAAAAGGAUAUUUGAACGUCAAGAGGAGGGGGGUGGGGGGGGGGGGGGGGGCGCGGGGCUACGUUCUAGCCCGUGAGUUUACUUUAAAUGUGGGUCAGUCGUAAGCUUCUAUUAAGUCUUUCCCCUGGUGAGCCGGACUCAUUUGCAUUUUUGCUCGACUCGCGUCUCUCGCGCAUCCAUUAGGAGCGCGUCGCAUAUUCACGAGACUGUAGAUGUGAAUUGCAAGUAUGAAGAAUAUGCGCUGGUAUUAAAUUGAGAGUAAGUGUAGUUUGCUUUCAGUGGUGCUUGACUAAAUGAGGCACUUAAAUGUGUGACGCCGACAGCACAUUUCUACAAUAAAUGGAUGAAAAGUAGAGAAUCAGUCCAAUGGGGCGCAACUAAAAUAUUUUUGCCCUACCUUAACUAGUGUAAAUUUCAAACGGCCGCAAAAAUUUGCCUCCAAGCCCGCUCGGUCAUCGCUAACACGUGACGGGAAAUGCCAUUGACAGACUACCGAUGAGCAUCAGUGUCACGUUGUUAUCUAACUCUUCAGCUCAGAGAUAUUUGAAAGUUCUUUAGCAAUACUUAUAUAUAUAUAUAUAUAUAUAUAUAUAUACAUAUAUUCUUCAUCCUCUGAAAAGAGCUAUUGUGACUGGAGUUAUUACUUGCGGAGGAGCUGAGACUGUCUCCCAUCUGCAUUAUAGCUGUUUGUCUAACAUACUGCCCCCAUGUGGCCAAGCCAUGCACACCAGAAGAAGCACCACAAUGUCCGGUCAAAUUAAAGCAAAAAAACCCCAAAACGCUUUGUCCGAACAUUCUAAUUAAGUGUGCCUGUAAUGUCCGUUUGUUUACAGACUGCUAUUUUUCUCAUUUAAAAAAAUAAAAGUUUAGGUUUCAGCACCAGCUGGAGUGAUGGGUGUGACCCUUUUAGAUGUGCAUCUGUGUCUUGUUAAGCAAUCAAGCUGGCACUUGUUUCAGGAUUCUGACUUUUGCUUCUUUUUGUCACAUUAUUGCCCAAGUGCCAUUUUCUAGAUCUUAGGUUUUCGAUCAUAGUCGCUUCCGCCUCGAUAGAUUUUUGGAUUUUUUUCAUGAACGAUCGUCAAAUGCCCAGUCGACUACGUUGGAGUUUUCUAGAACGGUGAUUCCCAAUCACCGUACCGUAAAAGAUCAUCGCGUGUGUCUAAAUGGGCCCACAUUUCACACGGAGUCCUCCUGGAUUCACCCGACUGCCCUUUUUCGUGUCCGCGUUGCACUUUCCGACGUCUUCAUUCCACGGAGACCUUGAAUCAAUUACCGAAGUUCUGCGGCAGUACAAAUGAAAGAUUUGCUGUUGGACGGCGUUCAACGCCCAAGCGCCUCAGCAAGAGUUGAGACGACCAGUUCUGCGCCUGCUGAUGAAAAUGGAAAAAAAAAAUUAGAAGGUAAAGCCAGAAGCGACGUUAGCCACGGAAAACAGAUGAGGCCAAGUGACGACGUGUAUGCGCUAACGCUCGUUUCAGGCAAACCAUCGGUUCGUCUUGGCCGCGCUGAAGACCAGGCGACUGCGGCCGAUCCUCAAAUCUGGAACAGGCACACAUUGACCCAAAACUGCAAGUACUUCCAUCUCGAUUGAAUUGAUGUAAACGGUGCAACAAGGAUUUGAGGGAUAAUAUUUGCACUUCUCUUUGCUACAUUUCUAGGAAUUGAAAAUGGCUGAGAAAAAUCGAAAUGAACACACACACACACACACACACACACACACACACACACACACACACACACACAAA